Exophiala aquamarina CBS 119918 is the source of this 1839-nucleotide messenger RNA. RefSeq names its product alpha-1,3-glucosyltransferase. NCBI's taxonomy places the organism in Eukaryota, Fungi, Ascomycota, Eurotiomycetes, Chaetothyriales, Herpotrichiellaceae. Gene Ontology annotation, biological process: protein N-linked glycosylation. Gene Ontology annotation, cellular component: endoplasmic reticulum membrane. The coding region runs from base 1 to 1839 and encodes 612 amino acids. The record is from RefSeq and is a predicted model, not a curated record. The transcript is spliced from 2 exons. Gene Ontology annotation, molecular function: dolichyl pyrophosphate Man9GlcNAc2 alpha-1,3-glucosyltransferase activity.
AUGUCUACUCCCUCCUCGCACCGCCCUCGCAAGAAGCGGAAGUCGGGUCCUACUCUAGUCAGAAGUACCACCAUAACCGACAUCGUCAAGGUUGAUCCUCAAGACAAUGCCGUCACGCCAGAAUUUCCCUUGGUGUCAUUCCUAUGGCCUUCUCGAGGAACAACCUCUCAAUGGAUCUUGAUCCCGUUGAUCCUGAUGAUAGUCGGCCUGUUUAGAUGGAGCGUUGGUCUCUGGGGUCAUUCUGGGUUAGGGAAACCUCCACUGCACGGCGAUUUCGAAGCGCAACGGCACUGGAUGGAAAUCUGCAUAAAUCUGCCAGUGUCACAGUGGUACUUCUACGACCUUCAAUAUUGGGGAUUGGAUUAUCCUCCGCUGACAGCGUACCAUAGCUGGAUCUGUGGGAAAGUGGGAGCGCUUUUCAAUCAGACAUGGUUUGCUCUUGAUGCGUCUCGAGGCUUGGAAGACCAGAACCUCAAAGUGUUCAUGAGAGCAACCGUCAUUGUGUCCGAGUAUUUGACUUAUGUUCCUGCCUUGAUAAUCUUUUUACGACGUUACAGUCGAGCAGAGGGCACCGGUACCACCAGUGCAUCAAUUGCCUUGGUGGCCAUCUUGAUGCAACCUGCGGUACUGCUCAUUGAUCAUGGCCAUUUCCAGUACAACACCGUCAUGCUUGGCUUGAUGGUGGCGUCCUUAUCUAGCAUCUAUGCUGGACGCUCUCUUUGGUCGUGCAUUUACUUUGUUGCGGCUCUUGGCUUCAAACAGAUGGCUUUGUACUACUCGCCCAUCAUCUUUGCAUACCUUCUAGGCUCUUGCAUCACUCCGAGAAUACGUAUUGGUCGACUCUUUUCCAUCGCUUUAGUCACCCUGACUGCCUUCGUCGUGUUGUUUGGACCACUUAUUGGAGGUGCCCUGUACGAAUACUACCAAAAGGCGCCUACUCUUCUUCCGCAGGUCUCGACCCCACCAAUUCUGAGCGAUCGUGGGAUCACCCUCGAUUCCAACUCUGCUCGAGACAUUGUCAUCCUCCAGGUGACGCAGGUCGUUCAUCGGAUGUUCCCAUUUGCACGUGGACUAUUUGAGGACAAAGUCGCCAAUUUCUGGUGCUUCACAAACACAUUCUACAAACUGAAGCACCUGCAAGGAGUCAUUGAGCUCCCUCGAUUAUCCGCGUUUUUCACACUCAUGUCCAUCACCGGCCCGAUGCUUGUAGUCGGUGCAGUUCCCAAGAGAUCAUUACUACCAUACGCACUCGCAACAUCCGCCUGGGGGUUCUUCCUGUUCUCCUUCCAAGUCCACGAAAAAUCCGUCCUCUUGCCCUUGAUGCCGAUGACACUGUUAUUGGGAAGCAAGAAAGGGAUGAGCAAAGAAUACAGAGCUUGGAUCGGCUGGGCAAAUCUCUUCGGAAUGUGGACCAUGUAUCCUCUUCUCAAACGAGACGAGCUACAAGUCCCCUACGUCGUCGUGACACUGUUAUGGUGUUAUCUUCUGGGUCUUCCACCAACGAGUGUCAGCGUGUAUUAUGACGCCGAACGCGAGAAUAUCACUGGCCGACCCCUCGCUCCGGACGAGCUACGAACCCCAACCAAGAUAUUGCAUUUUCAAUCCUACAUCGUCAUGGGGUUUUGGCACUUGCUUGCGGCAUUCGCCGCACCACCAGACGACAAACCCGACUUGUGGACUGUGACGAAUGCAUGCGUUGGCGCCCUCGCAUUUGGAAUCUGCUAUCUUUGGUGUUUUUGGAAAUUGCUUUCGGAAAGCGGCUUGCUAGACUUUUAUUUUGCGCACCAAGGUUCGACUCAGAGAGAGCGAUCGGCCACUCCAGCAGAAAAGGACAAGUGA